AUCCCACUUUUUACCAGGAAAAUUAACAAAGCGGAAGAUCGUCUUUCGUGCAGUACUUGUGCAUUUCGAGAAAGCUACAUUUGAAAGUAAUGGUGAGAAAACUCUUCCCAGACCUCCUCUAGUAUCCAGAAGCCCCCAAUAAGGGCGUAUUGAUAGAUGUAGUAUAUCAUUAUAACUUGUAAUAAUGACAGAGAAGAAAUAACACUUAUUGUUGUUAAGAUUUAUUCCAGAGAGGCCAAUAGUGAACAUGGAUUUUACCUUGACCGUGACCUUGAAAGUUAUGACUAAAGUCAAGUCAGUAUUUGUAAGUGAUUUAGCUUAUUUUGGCUGACUGAGUAGUAAAGGAUUUUGCUUUAACUGAUUGGACAGUACUAUUUAGGGUCUGAAGCAGGCGCGGAUCCAGGGGGCAAUGGUGCCACUGCCUCUUCCCUAAGGUCCCAGAUUUGCAGAAAAAAAUCAAGAAAAAGGAAAGAAGGAGAGGAAGAGGAACGAAAAGAUGGAGAGGAUAGAAGGAAAGAAAAGAGAGGGAAUGAGGGAAAAUAAGAACGAAGUUGUGUCAUCUCAUCUGAGAGCAAACAGCUUGAUAAUACCCCCUGAAUGUAGGUAACCCACACUACUUGCUCCCAGAAGAUGUGAUGCUGGAUCCGCGCCUGAGUCGAAGUCAUCCUCCUCCACAUGUCUGUUUACUGUGCACAGGCAGAAGGGACCUAAAAAGUCUGUCCGACCAGUUAAAGCAAGACCCAUUACCACGCAGUCACUCAAAAUCAGAUACAUAAAUGUCAAAUGGGAAGUCUCACUUGAAACAAUUGGCUUGACCUUAACCAUAUCAUUCAAGGUCACUGACACGACCAAAUCCAUGUUCACCAUUGGCCAAUGUGGAAUAAAUUUUAACAACAGUACGUGCUAAUUUUUCUCUGUGCAUGUUACAUGUUACAAUAAUCAUCUAUCAAUACGCUCGCUUCUAGAUUCUAUAGGCAGUCGGGAAAGCGGUGUCCUGAUCAUAACCUCCAAGUCUUACAUCUUCGAAGUGCUCAAGGACUAAAUGAAAGUCGAUAUUUCGCUUUGUCAAUUUUCCUGUUGACAAGUACGAUGUUUUAAAAAUUUACUUGAUGAUAACCUCAAGGACACUGUCAAUGUCAAAUCCAUUAUCACCAUUGACCAGUCUUUGAGAUAUUCUAGCCAAAGUAUGUUUUACUUUUUUCCUGAUAAUAUUUUAUGUUUAUGUUGUCCUCCAAUAUCGAUUAAUAGUCCCUAUUUGGGGGUUUCUGGGUUCCAUAUGGGGAAACGGAGGGGCGUCAGGGAGUUGUACUAAUUGGGACUUUUGAUCGCCGUGUUGAAAACUACCUAUAUUCGAAGUUUCAACAAAUUUAGCCGAAAGCCAUUUUCGAUAAGGAAACUGCCGGGUUCCUUUAUAGACAUCAAAAUUAACUACACAUUCAGAAAGCUACAAUAGAAACACCAGAUUUGAACCUAUAAUUUCAAAACGUUUAACAUGUAAAAUAAUUGUUGCGUGAAACAUUUUCAAAAUUAUACCUUCUGAGUAAAAGUCAGUUUUAAAAACUAAAGUAAUUAUCUAACCAUCAUUUUGUUUUUUGACAGUGGGAUAAGGUACAGAUUUGAAGGCAACUCAAAGGGUAAAUAUAAUUUUUGACAAAGAAAACCAGUAGUAGGUGGGUAUUAGGGCUUAAAGUUUUCAGGUUACGGAUUUUCCACAUUUUUCGUGCGAGUACUGAUCUUUGUCCCUUCGUUCUAGAGCUAAACCUUCUGCAUCCUUGUCUUACUUAAAAUUUAUAAAAACUUGACAAUUUAAUUUUAGGUUGAAACAGUUGGUCAGAUAUACAUGGUAGCCAGUGGUGCCCCAGAAAGGACAGAAAUGCACGCACAAAAUAUUGCAGAAUUGGCUUUAGCAAUGCUUGAGAGUAUUAGAGAUAUCAAAACGCCAGAUGAUCACGAGGUGGAAAUAAGGAUUGGUGUUCACUCUGGACCAGCCGUUGCAGGUGUCGUAGGUAUUAAAGUACCAAGGUACUGCUUCUUUGGUGAUACAGUAAAUACAGCUUCUAGGAUGCAAUCCACCAGUGAGCCAGGAAAAAUCAAUAUUACUGACAGUAUGCAUACUUUGUUACCGCCUGACAAGUUUAUAACCGAAAGUCGUGGAACAGUUAAUCUCAAGGGAAAAGGUGAAACUCCUGCCUACUGGUUGGUAGGAAUGAAAGGUUAAUGUUCGAUAUUUAAUCACCAAUCCAACUACCAGAUACUAUGGGAUGCGAUGGACAGGGGUAAAUAAUAUGCUGAUAUUUGGAAACAUGUAUUAUUAAAUUAGUUAAAUACAUAAAUAAACUUAGCAAUAGCAGGC
Molecule: messenger RNA, 2353 nt
Organism: Acanthoscelides obtectus
Lineage: Eukaryota; Metazoa; Arthropoda; Insecta; Coleoptera; Chrysomelidae
Source: the annotation of a GenBank genome assembly